Molecule: messenger RNA, 2180 nt
Organism: Neurospora crassa OR74A
Lineage: Eukaryota; Fungi; Ascomycota; Sordariomycetes; Sordariales; Sordariaceae
Exons: 2
Coding region: 438-2096 (552 amino acids)
Cellular component (GO): cytoplasm
Molecular function (GO): guanyl-nucleotide exchange factor activity
Source: RefSeq, a predicted model, not a curated record
CCACUCAUCAACCAUCCGCGCUACAACCAGACAAUCUGCCCAGAAUCAUACUCAAUUGUUUAAAUGCCUUUUGUUAUAUCGUUUAGUGCUCAAGUUAUGGAGAACAAAGCGCACAAUCCUAUACAAUGACAUUCUCACCACAAAGCGGGCUCAAGAAAGAGCCGGGACAAAGAUGGGCUUCAAUCCUGGGUUAGCACAAUGGACUCGGUUACUAAAAAUGGCUGGACAAUGCCGCCUCGAGAUCUCUCUUUCGAAAUGAUCGGUUGAGGUGUCAUUGUUCGAUUUGUACUCGGUAGUUGACGACCAUGGCCAUCAUCAAAUUCUUUGCUUCAUAAGUAGGAGUAAAGACCCUGAUGCCAUCGCCAUGGUGUUCAUCGAACAGCGACACUAGAGCUACAAAGAUCACUUUUGGGGUGAAAGAAACACACUAAGCCAAGAUGCCUCCACCACAAGAGAUCAUCAACCGCGCCCCUAGGGAGGCCAUGGACGUCUUCAUCAUGGGGGCCAACGACAAAGGUCAACUGUGCAUGGGUCCCGGUUAUAGAGAGCGCACGAUCGUUCAAAAGCCGGCGCGAAACCCUUACCUAAGCGAGGAUCACCAAACCGUUGCUAUAGCCGUGGGGAACAACCACUGCUUAGCGCUCACAGCAGAUAACCGGGUCCUGUCCUGGGGCUCGAACACACAUGGCGCCCUCGGCCGGACAACGCGCCUAUGGCAGCUUGGCGACGGCAGAUGGGUACCUUGGAGUCGGGUUGAGGGCGAGGACGACAAUCCAGACUCACCAGAAGGACGGAGAAUCGAUUCCAUUCUGCAAACACCUCGCCAUAUCAACUCCAUCGCCAUCGAACGUGGCACCGUCUUCACUCAGGUGGCCGUGACCGAUCAUGCUUCCUUUGCCUUGACCGAAACGGGUGAGGUCUAUGGAUGGGGUGCUUUCGAGUACUACGGCGGCGAGAACGAUGCUAUGCACCACUUUUACGCCUUCCACCCCUACCAUAUGGAGUGGCCCGAACAAGGGCCAUUGCGCAACCAACCGUCGCCCCUGAAGAUCCGCUUCCCCACGGACAACCCGCAGAUUAUCCAAAUCGCGUGCGGUUCCAACCACGUCCUGGCCCUUUCCAAAUCCGGUCUCGUCUAUUCGUGGGGUACCCCGGAUAUGAAUAUCCUGGGCCGGCGCUACUUGAGUCGCCGCCUACGAAACCCCCGCUACCGCCACGAUCCCUACGGCAACAUGAACCACCCCUUUGCGCCCGGUGUGGUGGCCAACUUGGUCAACAUACGAUAUAUAGCCUGCGGCGCCAACUUUAGCUUUGCGGUGACGAAGCCGCUUACGCGCGGGAACCGCAAAGGGGCACAGUUAUGUUACGUUUGGGGACAGAACGACGACAUGCAGACGACGCUUCCUCUGUCGAAAGCCCCCUUUGUGGAAACACCUGGACAUCCGGAUGCGCCAGACGGGAAUCGUAUGAGGGUUGUCCUGUAUCCGACGGAGGCGCCGUGGCUGAGCGGGAUCGGCCACACGGACGACGAGCCAGAGACGGCGAUCAAGGCGAUUUCCGGGGCCUUGAGAUACGGGCUCGCGAUUCGGCGGAACGGGUGGGGAGAAGUGUGGGGGAACGAACACGAGAUGCCGAAUGCCAUGGGCGUGGUGAACCAAGACAACGAGCCGCUGAUUCCUGCUGUUCCGCCCGGGAAUGAUUAUGCCCAGGCUCCGCAGUUUGCCGGGUGGCACUACUUCCAUGAUAAUCGCAGAUGGGACCAGGUGGCGACGGGCAGGCAACACAGCCUCGCAGUUGAUCAGGACGGGAAGGUUUACGUCUGGGGUUCCAAUGCACAAAAUCAGUGCGGCGUGCCACGCCCCACCGGCUACCCUAACAUUGAUGUUAUCGACCGCCCGACCCUGCUUCAAGAAUUUGUUGAAGGGAGGAUUACUCUCUUUGUUGGGGCGGGUGCAAGGUACAGCGUGUUUGGGUUUGCGAAGGGACGUUUCCGAAACGAAGACGGUGGGAACGUGGACGAUGUUGAAGUACCGGCUGAUUUCAGGCGGUCAAUAUUAGAUUUCAAUGACGAUGAUGUUGAAGUCGGGGGAGAUUGAUGCAGGUGGCCGGCCCAUCGAGGGAUUGAUCAUUAUGCACCCGUUGUGGUACUUGGAUAUACUAUAUAGAUUUUUGGAUAAUAA